AGCAAGAUAUAAAGCAUGUAGUGGUAUGUGGAAGUUCAGCCAACUCCCAGAGAAAAUAACGCAAAAUUUAGGAAAGCAAGAUGUCCGAUAAGACCAAGGAAUCUGAUAAGACCAAGACUCCUGACAAGCUUGACAAGUUUCUCGCUAGUGGGGAUAUUACUCUCAACUGUCUCAUUUCUGAUGAGGGAGUGAACGAUAUUUUCGAAGUAACGAUAUUUAACGCUAACAACAAUAGAGUCUCUUCUCUCGCGGAGGCAAUCAGAACCCGUCGUCUAGAUCAAUUUCAAGAUAUAGAUUCGACCAAUUUGGCUUUAUAUAGGGUCGCAUUUAUAGCUGAUAGUAUCAUAAUCAACAGCUUAAGAAACAUCAGUGAAUUUGAAGUAGGAGGUGCAAUAAGAAUGGAACCGCAAGACACAAUUUUUACUCAUUUUCCUAUACAACCCAACGUAUCUUUGGUGGUGAAAAGGGAAUCAAUGUUAUCGUAUACCCUCCCGCUGAAGGGGUGCCGAAGGCACUAAGCAAAGAUAAUUAGAUUUUUUUUAUUCACAUCAUAUAAUAGCGAUAUAGUCUCAAUUUUUAUGUAAUGUAGGCCAGCUACCGGCAACGUUUUUUAUUUCAUAAAUAAAGUAUUAUUUUAUUGAACGUAUAUGAAAAACGGGUUACGUG
Molecule: messenger RNA, 666 nt
Organism: Rhizophagus irregularis DAOM 181602=DAOM 197198
Lineage: Eukaryota; Fungi; Glomeromycota; Glomeromycetes; Glomerales; Glomeraceae
Source: RefSeq, a predicted model, not a curated record